Messenger RNA from Tripterygium wilfordii, 1347 nucleotides. RefSeq lists its product as uncharacterized. Gene Ontology annotation, molecular function: protein binding. Lineage: Eukaryota; Viridiplantae; Streptophyta; Magnoliopsida; Celastrales; Celastraceae. The transcript has 2 exons. The coding region runs from base 229 to 1113 and encodes 294 amino acids. The record is from RefSeq and is a predicted model, not a curated record.
CCCCAAGAUUUUUAAAAUGUUGGGAUGUCUCAAUCUCAUCCAAAUCUAUGCCCUCCUACCCAGACAAGUAAAAAAGUUUGAAUUUUGAGGAAGCUUUUAGUUCUUCGCUUGAGUAGCUAGCUUCAUAGCUUGCGGAACAUGCAAUAAAUCACUCCUCCAUGGAAACUGUUUUUGCUUCACAAGGGUUUCUUUUGGAACGUUUAGGUCUUGACUCUUGAGUUGUGAAUAAUGUUGGCAGAAAAUAUGAAUUCGAAAAGGCAAAGGCGCCCAAAUGUUAGAUUGGGGGAAAUAGGAGAUUUUUCUGCUGCUUUCGCGUGUAACUUUUCUCAGAAAACUAAGGGAAAUUUGGGGUACAAGAGAUGGAGGCUUGAUUCUGUGAACCCAAGGGGCCGUGAACAUAAUGCCACUUGUGGGUUUCUUGAGGAAAAGCCUUGUGAAUCUUUAAUUUCUGAACGUAAUGUAUCUGCUUGGGUUUCAGAUGAUUUGCAACAGAAUAGAGAAAAUAAGAAUCCAAACUCUGUAACAUUGCCUUUUGAAUCCUUAAAUCCUGAGAAAAUUGGUAUGAAUAAGCCUAUUUUGAAUUUUGGUCCCGUAACCCGGAAAUGUAGGGUCAUGAAGCGACGGGGCCGGAGCAUUGGGGACAACAAUAACAUUUUUGGUAGUUUUUGGAGCUCUAAACUCAUCCCUGAAUUCAUUGACAACAAUGGGAGACAUUUUAGUGAAAAGGAGUUUUCUGGCUUCAUGUUGGAAGCAUGUAAUGAUAAUGAUUUCUCUAUUUAUCGUAAGGAUAUAUCAGAUCAUGAAACACCAGUCAUGAGCAAAGAGGCUAGUGAAUAUGACAUUGGUGAAAUCAAUCAUGACUUGGGGCAACAAUGCAUUGCAAAUGAUGCUUGGAAGGAUGAUGCUUGUUGUGAAGGGAACAACUCUAGUGGCAAAUGGGAUGAGAUGGGACUUAGAGUUGGUGAUGCAGAUGGUGUUAGUAGAUGGUUGGAGCAGCUUGGGUUUGGCAAGUAUGCCGGUGUGUUUAAAAUGCAUGAGGUGGAUGAAGAAGUUUUGCCGCUGCUCACUCUUGAUGAUCUCAAGGAGAUGGGUGUAUUUGCUGUCGGGCCUUGAAGGAAAUUAUAUGCUGCAAUAAAGCAACUUAGAGAAGGAAGUAGUUCUGCUUGAAUGGAAAUGUAUGUAAUCUUUCUCUUCCUGUCUUACCAGGUUUUUUGUGAGGCAAAUAAUUGCACAUGUAUGUAUGUCUGUAAAUCUUUACUACUUUUUCGCAUUCUGUCCUCUUUCCGUUGCUAGUUCUUUUAAUGAGAUUGGAUUAUCCUUUUAGAGAAUAUGUUCUAAAUCUUUUCA